This is a messenger RNA of Adineta ricciae, 1659 nucleotides long. Lineage: Eukaryota; Metazoa; Rotifera; Eurotatoria; Adinetida; Adinetidae. The record is from the annotation of a GenBank genome assembly.
AUGGAAAAUGACAGGGAUACUUUACGUCCCUACCCAAUCGAUCCAUUUCAAGACAAAGUUAUUGAAAAAGUCGUUUUUGCAAAAAGAAGGUUAAUACCCCGCUUAGCAUCAAUUUUAUUUGUCAUAUUAACAUAUCCUUUAAAAUUGCUAAGUAAACAUAAUAAUAAACAAUCUGCUCUAAAGAAUAAUGAGGAGAUUGAUUCUACCGAAGUUCCUCCAAUAUAUGUAUCAACUCGAACGGCAACAAUGGAUUCGAAAUUUUAUUACAUUAUUCGUUACAGUAAAAUUUGGUUUAAACCAAUAGGUGCACAUCACAAUGCACCAUAUAAAUUAUUCGGUGACAACGGUUUUAUCGAUCAGUUUCAAACACCAUUAACAUCAAUUAGUGUCGAUGGCGAUAAUAUUUUAGCGAUUGACCAAAAUGAAAUUAUCCAUUAUGCCAAAAGUAAUCAAAUUAUUUGCCAAGUUUCAUUUGAUUGUCCCCAAUGGAAAAUCAUUGAAUCACGAGUGAAAUGGACACAAAAAUGGUUUAACAUGGAUGGGGUUUCACUUAUUGUCAAUCUAUUUAAAAACCCGAUAUUAAAAUCUUUGAAAAACAAUCGAAAUGUUUGCAUGUCACAUAAAGGUCUUGAUACAAUGUAUUACACAGAUAUGAAUGGAAAGAAGCAUCCGGAUCCUUACGUCGGUGUGACAACGAUUUAUUGUUUGAAUGAAGAUGGAACGCGAAUAUUCUUUGCUGAUCCCUGGCUACAAAACAAAUUUCAUAAUGAAUUAACGACGCCAGAAGAUGGACAAUUCAUUGCCGAGUCGAUGGCAACAAGUGGCUCGACUUUAUUUCUUUUGCAACGAGCAAAAAAUGAAUUCGGACAAGAAAUUAAUAAAAUGUACACACGAUUUGCUGAUUUUGAUUCAAUUGGAUCAAAUCCAGCAUUGACGUCGACUUACAAUCGAAAGAAUUACGUACCACUCGUUCGUUUUCUUCCGCCCGAAGAUUGGAUUCAACAACCAGCGAUAAAUCUUCAUGAAAACGCUCGUUUAACGAAAAAUAUCUCGGUCUUUCAAAUCGGAUGGGGACAAAAUAAUCGACAACUACGAGUGCAAGGAACAGAUUCCGAUGGCAAUGUUGGAUUCUAUUUUAAGAAUAUUUACGAAAACCACUGGACGUUUCAAUUGACCAAUAACAUCGAAAUAUCCGAAGAGGAAUUCUUAUCGGAAUCAAUUCCGUAUAUUGGAUUUGCAAAAGGUCCACAAAUAUGUUUUGAUUAUACAAAUGGCGAAUUUCAUUCGAAUUUGAAAGAGAUUCACUUUGAAAAUAUCAUUUUGGAGAAGUUUUCACAUCGUGGACUUAAUGAACGAGGUUUGCAUACGAAACUGAUUUUAGUAUUAAGCUCAGCUCUUCCUAUGUCAAUUCCAUUAUACGCACGACGAGGUUGGAAAAGUUUAUUAGGUUUAUCGAAAUCGAACAUUUGGAAAUUGGUCAUUCCGUUCGAAUAUUUUCAAAGUGACGAUCGUGAAGUUCAAUUAGUCUUAGAAAAAAUUUUCGCAAACCGAUUCCGACAUAAUCUUCAUGUGUAUGAAUCGAAACAACAAAUUGUAAUCACAAAUACUUUUCUUGGCAAAUCGAAAUUUAAAUUUAUUUUUAAAAUAAAAUCCGAUUAA